AUGGUUACCAAAUCAUUCGACACCCGUAUAGUCCAUGAACUUUGCUCAAAAGAUCAACUAGAUCUGCUCGACUCUGUAGAUCGUCUACGCUCUCAGGGAAUCGACCAUUAUGUCUCUCUACCACAGAUCAUCGUUUGCGGCGAUCAGUCUUCCGGCAAAAGCUCUGUCCUUGAAGCUAUCUCUGGUGUCUCUUUUCCGGUCAAGAGCAAUUUAUGCACACGUUUUCCAACCGAGUUAGUCUUACGAAAGACAUUAAAAAUAGGUGUCAGCGUCUCCAUCGUUCCAGAUCGCUCGCGUAGCAGAGUAGAGCGUGAAUCUCUUAGCAGUUUCCAUGAGACGCUCGACAGCUUCACUGCGCUCCCAACAUUGAUCGAGAAUGCUAAAACAGCCAUGGCCAUUGGUAGUCUGGGUCGAGCUUUUUCGAAGGAUUUCUUACGGGUUGAAGUGUCGGGCUCUGAUCGACCGCAUCUUACGAUCGUAGACUUGCCUGGCCUUAUCGAUUCAGAGACGAAGCAGCAAUCUGCAGCUGAUAUCGAACUUGUACAAGAUGUCGUCAAGUCGUACAUGAAAGAGCCCAGGAGCAUUAUCCUCGCGGUUGUAUCAGCAAAGAACGAUUACGCCAACCAGGUUGUGCUGAAGCUCGCCCGAGCUGCCGACAGAACCGGAACUCGCACGCUUGGUGUGAUCACCAAGCCUGACACUCUGAGUCCAGGAUCUGACAGCGAAGCCAUGUACAUCUCGCUCGCUAAGAACUUUGAUGUGGAGUUUCGUCUUGGAUGGCACGUUCUCAAGAAUAUGGAUUCGGAAUCUGGAUCCGGGGCACGUUCAAAUCGUGAUGAGGAGGAAAGUCAUUUCUUUUCCAAAGGUAUAUGGCCCACGCUGCCCGAGUCCAUCCUCGGUAUCGUACCGUUGAGAGAGCGACUGAGCAAAGUACUUCUUGUCCAGAUCGCAGCGGAACUCCCGGGUCUUGUGGAUGAGAUCGAACUCAAGUCUGCUACUUGUCGCACUGAACUCCAAAAACUGGGCCAGCGCCGGGCUAGUAUCGAAGAACAACGUCGAUUUCUUGUCACUCUCAGCCAAUCAUGCCAGGCCCUUACCAAAGCCGCUGUUGACGGGACCUACAACGACGACUUCUUCGGUAACGCGAAAACUGACGCUGGCUACCAGAAACGCAUUCGUGCUGUGGUACAGAACCUCAAUCAGGCCUUUUCAGAGACAAUGGCACGCGAGGGACACCGCUUUGUCAUCACCGACUCUUCGGAUGCAAGUCUUCUACAAGCUAGUAGACCGAAGGAAAAUAUCCUUAGCCGGUCAGAGUUCCUCGAGCGUAUCGAGUCCCUCAUGAACCGUACCCGUGGCCGCGAACUCCCUGGCACCUUCAACCCCAUGAUGGUAUCAGACCUCUUCUUCGAUCAGUCAUCGCCCGGGGAAGAGUUUGCGAGAGCUCACAUUGUACAAGUCGUCUCCCUUAAACGCUUCGUGGACGACAUUGCUGUUGAAGCUGUAGAAAAAGAUAUCAUCGCUAAACUCAGCGAUAUCGUUUCGCCGAUCAGGAUCACCUCUCUUGCCUCUGAUGUGGUGACAGAUAUCGCAGGCGAGUCCAAGGAGAGCCGAGCAAAGCGUAGCCAGUUGGAAAUACAGCUGGUCGUGCUAGUUCAGGGAUUAGAUACGUGUAAAAGAUUCAUGGUGAAAACGCUACAAGAUACACCAGAUACACCGACCCUCCGACAUAGCGUUAGAGAUUCUUUGUCGAACAUGUCUUUAAACCUUCUUUCCACUGAACCUCACGGACAUGUCACCAACGAUGGAUUAGAAGAAGUUGGCAUAUCUCAUCACGAAGCCCAUGAUGAGUGGACCUUGCCAACAGAACACGAAGCAGUAUCAAAACGAGAAUCUGAGUCUCUUGAGGAUGAGGAUUUCGCUGGGCCUAUGGAUGAGUCGACGACUGACUCAUGGGCUUCUUCGUCAGCGAAAGUUUCAUGUGACAAGAAGAAGACGAAGAAGAAGAAAGGAAAGAAACAGGCAUAUGAAUCUGAAUAA
Messenger RNA from Bipolaris zeicola 26-R-13, 2040 nucleotides. RefSeq lists its product as uncharacterized. The record is from RefSeq and is a predicted model, not a curated record. Bases 1 to 2040 code for a protein of 679 amino acids. Gene Ontology annotation, cellular component: membrane; cytoplasm; microtubule. The transcript has 3 exons. NCBI's taxonomy places the organism in Eukaryota, Fungi, Ascomycota, Dothideomycetes, Pleosporales, Pleosporaceae. Gene Ontology annotation, molecular function: microtubule binding; GTP binding; GTPase activity.